AUGAUGAGGGUUACCCCUUUAUUGAGUUCAAGCAAUUUAUUAGGUUCUACUCCAAGCAUUCAGAUCAUUGGGACAAGCAGCCACAGUGGAAGUCAUAAAUCCUUUGAUGUUUUUGCGGUUCCGAGCUCUAGAAGAGGCAGCUCCGCUCAUCCUCCUUCCGUUGGUGGUACAGAGUCGUUUGCUCCUCCACGAAGUGAGGUACAUACUGGCUAUCAUGGAAAUCGAAUCAUGCCGACCACUUUUGUACCUGUGGCCUCUUCUUCCUCAUCCAAUAGUCAUCAUAAUACUGAGAAUGAUGACGAUCUUUUUGAAACAGGACGAGGUUGUUGCAUGGACACCUUAUGUUCAGUGAGCACGGUGUUCAUAUUAUUGACAACGGCGAGCCUUUUCAUUACAGGUUUAUUGAUAUGGAUUCCGUCUAUGAUCUUAUUGAGUCAGAAUAUUGUCAUUAACAUGGAAAUAAUUUCCAUGAUUGUUGGAUUCUCAUUGGUGUGUGUCCUUCCUGUGUUCACCAUCAUGUGCUAUUUCAUAUCCAGGUUCUUUAUAUCAAAACCCCUGAGAGCUCUUGUGAAACAAGUGAGCUUGAUGAGAGAUUUGAAAUUAGAGAGCAUCGUUCCUGUGAAAUCUAUUUUCAAAGAGUUUCUUCCAUUAACAAUAAUACUUGAAGAUUAUUUAGAAUUCAUGAAAGAGAUCAAAUCUUUUAUUCCAGAGACUCUAAUUGGAGAUGUUGCCGAUGAUGAUAUCCUUUUUAAUGAGAAAGAAGUUAAAGCGGAGCAUAAAAGAGAACAAGAGCUUACAGAAAUGAAGAGAAAAUUAGUGACACAAAACAGUGUUCAAACCAUCAGCAGCAUUCAUAGCAUCAAAAGUGCCACGUCAGGACAUCCCGCAAAGUUGUCUAAAGCAGUUUCAAAGCUUGGUUUACCCUCCCUACCAUCCCUGGGAUCCACUGCAAACAUUGAAAGAAAAGAGCCGAAAGGAAACGCUAAACAUCAUACACCUCAAUUAGGCCUUGGUUUGCAAUCGUUUAUUAGUACAGUAAUUAUCAUUCAGUUGAGAAAUUAUAAUGGUACAAGCUAUCCAACGGUAUCUGAUUUGUUGGCUGUUUUUACCAUGUUUUUCCAAAAAGUUCAAACUGUCAGCCGACAAUUUAAGGGAAGAUGUACCAUCAUUUCACCAAAAAUUGUCAUGGUCUCAUUUGAAAGUGGAAAGAAUUUAGAGCAGAAUGCCUUACUCUGUGCCCUUCAGUUACAGUACCAUAUUGAUGCGGUGAAUGAACAACUAGAUACCCAGGUGCAUCUUCCCGUUCUACAAUAUGGAAUUGGAGUUUCUCGUUCUGAAUGUUUGGUUGGAAAUAUUGGAACAAGUCAAACAAAAUAUGCUGCAUGCAUUGGAAAUUGUCCAAGCAAUGCUUUGAGACUUGCAAGUUUGAAUGAAACAUUUGGAACAACCAUAUUGACCGAUGAUUCUCUUUUAAUUGCACUUCAAGGGUUUGUCUCACGUCCUGUUCACUUGAUGCAGAGAAAGUCUAUAAUUCAAGGUGAAAGUCUUGCCUUAGAUGAUGAUAAUGCAAAACAAACCAUAAUUCAGCUCAUUUCUGAGAAAAAGCUUCAAGACGAUGAAUGGUUUUAUGAACUUCAACAACAAGAAGAGAACAAUAAGUAUGAAAAAUAUAGUCAAACAUUUGAAAGCUUGAAAGGGCAAGUAACCUUGAAUAGACUUGAAGAGAUACAAGGUAUAUUCGCUUCAUAUUUACAAAGCGAUCCCAAUGAUAAGGUCAUCUCAAUUCUCCAUUCGCAACUUGCAAACAUUAAGAAAAAUGGUAGAGAUGACAAGUAUGUGGAAGAACAAAUAAGAGAAAUGACUAUUGAAAAUUGUCCAUUCGUGCAAGAUGUAUCCUACGAAUCCUUACUCUGA
Messenger RNA from Naegleria fowleri, 1914 nucleotides. RefSeq lists its product as uncharacterized. Lineage: Eukaryota; Heterolobosea; Eutetramitea; Acrasida; Naegleriidae. Bases 1 to 1914 code for a protein of 637 amino acids. The record is from RefSeq and is a predicted model, not a curated record. The transcript has a single exon.